Nycticebus coucang (slow loris) is the source of this 1744-nucleotide messenger RNA. It is a transcript of the gene ANGPTL6, whose product is annotated as angiopoietin like 6. The record is from RefSeq and is a predicted model, not a curated record. NCBI's taxonomy places the organism in Eukaryota, Metazoa, Chordata, Mammalia, Primates, Lorisidae. The coding region runs from base 269 to 1696 and encodes 475 amino acids. The transcript has 8 exons.
UGGUGUCACUCACAGUCCAGGACAGUGUGGACAGGGAAGCAGGCGCGUUUCUGCUGGUUGCAGGGCCAUCCUACCAGUUGGAGACGUUGAGUGGACUCUGAGGGCCUUUAUCCUCUCCCCUUCCCCAACUCAGAGACCCGUAACUCUUCCUCAGACUGCUCAUGCCUGCUUCAAGCCGUGAUAGAUUCAAGUUGUAAGAGGAGCCAAGCAUCAGUGAGGUGGGGACAAGGAGAGGACCCCCUUGCACCCUUGGGAGCUCCUGCUUGGCAUGUCGGCCAUGUGGGUGCCCCGGCUGCGCGCGCUGCAGCUGCUGCUCCUACUGGGCGCGUCCUGGGCGCGAGAGGGCGCUCCGCGCUGCACCUAUACCUUUGUGCUGCCCCAGCAGAAGUUCACAGGAGUCGUGUGCUGGAACCGACCCGCGGCCUUACGGCCAGCGCCAGAGGCAGUGAACGCCAGCGAGGUGGCGGCGCUGCGCUUGCGCGUGGGCCACCAUGAGGAGCUACUGCGUGAGCUGCAGAGGUUGGCGGCGGCCGACGGCGCCGUGGCUGGCGAGGUGCGCGCUCUACGCAAGGAGAACCGCGGCCUGAGCGCGCGCCUGGGCCAGUUGCGCGCGCAGCUGCAGCACGAAGCGGGGCCGGAGGCGGGCCCAGGGGUGGGGCCGGGGACGGAGCCCGGCGCCGCGCUGGCCCUGCUCGGGGAGCGGGUGCUGAACGCGUCAGCCGAGGCGCAGCGCGCAGCCCUCGGCUUCCAUCAGCUGGAUGUCAAGUUCCGCGAGCUGGCGCAGCUGGUGAGCCAGCAGAGCGGCCUCAUCGCACGCCUGGAGCGCUUGUGCCCAGGAGGCGCGACCGGGCAGCAACAGCAGGUCCAGCCACCACCCCUGGUACCUGUGGUCCCAGUCAGUCUGGUGGGUGGCACUAAUGACACAAGCAGGAGGCUGGACCCAGCCCCACAGCCCCAGAGAGAUCAGACCUUGAGACAGCAGGGGCCCUUGGCUUCUCCUAUGCUUGCAGGGCACCAUGGCAUACCUACCAAGCCCAAGCCAGCAGGCCCAUGGUGGGAUUGUGCAGAAGCACACCGUGCAGGCCAUAAGCAGAGUGGUGUGUAUGAGCUGCGAAUGGGCCGGCUUGUGCUAUCAGCAUGGUGCGAGCAACAACUGGAGGGUGGAGGCUGGACUGUGAUCCAGCGGAGACAAGAUGGUUCUGUCAACUUCUUUACUACUUGGCAGCACUACAAGGUGGGCUUUGGGCAGCCAGAUGGGGAAUACUGGCUGGGCCUUGAACCUGUGUAUCAGCUGACCAGCCGUGGGGACCAUGAGCUGUUGGUGCUGCUGGAGGACUGGGGGGGCCGGGGAGCACAAGCCCACUAUGAUAGCUUCUCCCUGGAACCUGAGAGUGACCACUACCGCCUGCGGCUGGGCCAGUACCACGGUGAUGCUGGAGACUCUUUUUCCUGGCACAGUGACAAGCCUUUCAGCACCGUGGAUAGGGACCGAGACUCUUAUUCUGGUAACUGUGCCCUAUAUCAGCGGGGAGGCUGGUGGUACCAUGCCUGUGCCCACUCCAACCUCAAUGGUAUAUGGCACCGCGGUGGCCACUACAGAAGCCGCUACCAGGAUGGUGUCUACUGGGCUGAGUUUCGUGGUGGGGCAUACUCUCUCAAGAAGGCUGCCAUGCUGAUCCGUCCCCUGAGGCUGUGACUAUCUGUUCAUCUGUGCCUCAGGCCCCAGGAUAGCCCAGGAUCUUGG